AUGUUCUCAUCUGAGCAAGCAACAAUCUGUACAGCAAUUUGUAUUUCCCCUAAGCCGGAACAACAUCAUGCAUUUUAUCAAGGAACGAUAACAUCCUCGAAAGAAGCUGGCUGGAAAUUCACUCUCAGCAGUUUAACUUCAUCUUGUAUGAACUCUAAUGCCGAUUUGUCCCUAAUCUUAGUAUUUGUGGAAAUUAGCUUAGGAAAGAAAAAGGCUGCAAAUCGAGGAAACCUUAUGACUUGA
Messenger RNA from Diversispora eburnea, 243 nucleotides. NCBI's taxonomy places the organism in Eukaryota, Fungi, Glomeromycota, Glomeromycetes, Diversisporales, Diversisporaceae. The record is from the annotation of a GenBank genome assembly.